UGACUUUGCCAUUCUCACAAAACGAGCCACAGGUACAACGACGAACGCGGUUGCAUUACAUUAUUAUUAUUAUUAUUAUAUUCAUUUCCCGCUUCGUGGGCAUGCAAUUAAAACCGAAAGUUGAGCCCGUUCAGCAGUCUUGAAUUGAGUCACCCUUAAUUAACCGGAGUCCACAAUAAACCAUCUGCAAGAUGGACCAAAUGCUAAGCCCCAACUACUCGAUUCCGAGCAUCGGAACGCCGCUCCACCAGAUGGAAGCGGACCAGCAGAUAGUGGCCAAUCCUGUGUACCAUCCUCCGGCUGUAUCGCAGGCGGAUUCGUUGAUGCCGGCACCCGGUUCCAGUUCCGUGCAGCACCAGCAGCAACAACAGCAGUCGGACGCCAGUGGGGGAUCCGGUCUCUUUGGCCACGAACCAUCGCUCCCGCUGGCGCACAAACAGAUGCAGAGUUACCAGCCAUCGGCCUCCUAUCAGCAACAGCAGCAGCAGCAGCUCCAGAGUCAGGCGCCCGGCGGCGGUGGGAGCACUCCGCAGUCCAUGAUGCAGCCGCAGACGCCGCAGAGCAUGAUGGCCCACAUGAUGCCCAUGAGUGAGCGGAGUGUGGGCGGUUCGGGGGCCGGAGGUGGCGGAGAUGCCCUGAGCAACAUCCACCAGACGAUGGGCCCCUCCACGCCAAUGACACCAGCCACACCAGGUUCCGCUGAUCCCGGUAUUGUGCCUCAACUUCAGAACAUCGUGUCCACGGUUAAUCUGUGCUGUAAACUGGACCUCAAGAAAAUAGCAUUGCAUGCGAGAAACGCCGAGUACAAUCCUAAGCGAUUUGCGGCUGUGAUUAUGCGAAUCCGAGAGCCCCGGACCACCGCCCUGAUCUUCAGCUCCGGCAAGAUGGUGUGCACGGGGGCAAAGAGUGAGGACUCCUCCAGACUGGCAGCGAGAAAGUAUGCGCGCAUCAUCCAAAAGCUCGGUUUUCCUGCAAAGUUCCUCGACUUUAAGAUUCAAAACAUGGUCGGCUCCUGCGAUGUCAAGUUCCCCAUACGCUUGGAAGGCCUGGUGCUGACCCAUUGCAACUUCAGCAGCUACGAACCUGAGCUAUUUCCCGGCUUAAUCUAUCGUAUGGUGCGACCUCGUAUCGUGCUCCUCAUCUUCGUGUCCGGAAAGGUGGUACUCACUGGAGCAAAGGUGCGGCAGGAGAUCUACGAUGCCUUCGACAAGAUAUUCCCCAUUCUAAAGAAGUUCAAGAAGCAGUCAUAAAUAGGAUAGCGCUUUAUUAGUUCUGUACGUGUACGUGUUAAGGUCGGUAGUUCUGGAAGUCUGAUCAUAUGAGUAGGAGCAGCCUGGCGAGCAGCUCCGAUCGAGAAUAAACCACAAAGUAAUUUAGCUGUA
Molecule: messenger RNA, 1382 nt
Organism: Drosophila sechellia
Lineage: Eukaryota; Metazoa; Arthropoda; Insecta; Diptera; Drosophilidae
Gene: Tbp
Product: TATA binding protein
Exons: 2
Coding region: 192-1250 (352 amino acids)
Biological process (GO): DNA-templated transcription initiation
Molecular function (GO): DNA binding
Source: RefSeq, a predicted model, not a curated record